Messenger RNA from Tilletiaria anomala UBC 951, 432 nucleotides. RefSeq names its product SET domain-containing protein. The transcript has a single exon. Gene Ontology annotation, molecular function: protein binding. The annotation marks the transcript as partial. NCBI's taxonomy places the organism in Eukaryota, Fungi, Basidiomycota, Exobasidiomycetes, Georgefischeriales, Tilletiariaceae. The record is from RefSeq and is a predicted model, not a curated record.
AUGCAUGGGCUCUUCGCCGAGCAGUUCAUACCCGCGGGCAGCUUCAUCAUGGAGUUCAAGGGAGAGCUCAGCAGCGCGGAUUCCUACCGCAGGGACCCACGAAACAUGUACGACUUGAUCGGAUGCACCAAGCCGCACGUGCACAUUCUACCUCCUCCGCUCAACAUUGUCAUCGACGCAAGACGAUUUGGUAACGAAGUCCGAUUUGCUCGAUACAGCUGCCAUCCCAACGCCGUUAUUAGGCCAAUCCUUUUUCGAAAGCUUCCCCUGGACCCUUCUUCAGGCGGAGCGGCCGGCUUGCAAGAAGCUGACAUUGAGCCCGAACUGCUCUUUGGUCUGUUUGCCAUAGGCGACAUCAGCAAGAUGCACGAAAUCACUGUUGGCUGGGAGUGGGAUGACCUGCACAUCGUCCAUCUUCUACCGCGCUUGGUU